AUUUAGAGCCUUAUGGUGCUUCAGCUUCUCUCACGGAUGUUCUAUCAAUACAAAGACCUUGGCGGAGAUACCGGGAUGUGUACGGAUGUGUUUGACAGAGCAAACACUGACUUUUCCUCCAACUUGUAGCAACCGCCUCCAUUCACUAAGUUGAGGGGCUGAUGAAACUUUUUUUUUUUUUUUUUUUUUUUUUUUUUCUGAAUGAGUAUCCCGCUGCUGGCUGCCACAUCUGGACUCGAGAUUCUCGGAGCUGUCAAGUCACGAGCCAACGUUAAGCCGGACCUGACCUGACCCUGCUCUUCUCUUUUGUCCUUCCCAAACUUUGAGGCGGAAUAUUGGACUUUUAUCUUCAUCUUUAUAUUUUCAAUUCAUCCCCCCCCCACCACCCCCACCGUCAAUUUAACGCUCAAAAUGGAACAUUCAGUCUUCAGGAUAACAUGCGUCUUGGUGGUUAUCUGUCUCUCGGAUAAAAGGGUAGACUCCAACGAGAUCUUGGGCCUGAAGCUCCCCAACAUCGACCCCAUCCUGAAUGCCAACACAGUGUGUCUCACUCUGCCGGGUUUGACGCGCCGCCAGCUGGAGGUGUGCAUGCGUAACCCGGAUGUGACAGCUUCAGCAAUCCAGGGAAUCCAGAUCGCCAUCCACGAGUGCCAGCACCAGUUCAGAGGGCACCGCUGGAACUGUUCCAGCCUGGAGACCAGGAACAAAAUACCCUACGACAGCAUAGUCUUCAAAAGAGGUUUCAGAGAGAGCGCCUUUGCAUAUGCCAUCGCAGCAGCGGGCGUGGUGCACGCGGUGGCCAACGCCUGCUCCAUGGGCAAACUGAAAGCGUGCAGCUGCGAUGAGAAGCGACGUGGGGACGAGGAGGCCUUUCGCAUUAAACUGCACCGUCUGCAGCUGGAGGCCAUCCACAGAGGGAAGGGGAUGGUACACGGCGUCAUGGAACACUUCCCGGCUGAACUGCCGGGACCCCAAGACUCCUGGGAGUGGGGGGGCUGCAGCCCGGAUGUGGAAUUCGGUGAGAAGUUCUCGAGGGACUUCUUGGAUGCCCGUGAAACCUACAAGGACAUCCACGCCCGUAUGAGGCUACAUAAUAACAGAGUUGGGAGACAGGUGGUGCUGGACCACAUGAGAAGGAAAUGCAAGUGCCACGGGACGUCCGGGAGCUGCCAGCUGAAGACCUGUUGGCAGGUCACCCCAGAGUUCCGGGUGGUGGGCUCAAUCCUCAAAGAGCGCUUCCACAUUGCCACGCUUAUCAAAGCCCACAACCGAAACACCGGACAGCUCGACCACUCACACAACAACAACAACCACCACAACCAUCACAACCACCACCAUCACCAUCAUCACCAUAAUCAAAACAACCACCACAGUCACCACCAUCAUUCGCACCGACGGCGGCCAAGCAUCAACGAACUGGUUUCAGUGGGUAAGACAGCAGCAGCAGAAAUGAAGAAGGUACAUGGAAUGGACUACACCGUGGGAACAUCUCCACAGAUCCUCUAUCCAAACUCAGGCUCAAGCCGUGACUGGGCUCGUCUCACUGGCAUCCCAUUCUCUUACACAUUUGAGCUGAGAGACAAAGGUGAGUUCAGCCACUUGCUGCCAGAGGAGCAGAUCCAGCCAGCCUGUGAGGAGGCUUACGCAGGAGCUCUGUCCAUUAUCACAUAUGUUCAUGAUAAGGCCCUCAAUAAUGCUGCUGUCCCUAAAGUGGCCAGCUCAGUUUAUGGGGUUGCUACAAUUUGGAUCAUGGCUGUGUUUAUCACCACGGGAGAUUUGGUGUAAGGAAGUAAAAUGUCUAUCAUACACGGUUGUUUUCUAACCUAAAUGCAAUCUUAAAAAGUCACUAAACACAUUAUAAGCCCGGUAAUUGAUCUGUAAAUGCUUUAAAAUAGCUGUAUUGUGAAACUUUUCAUAACACAUUUUAAGAGAAGAAAAAGACUUGGAAAAUUCUGCUGUUUUCAGAGUAACUCCAUGCUGCUUUUUCCCCCUUUUGACAGCAGGGGGCAGUGUCAGCACAUUUUAGACAGCAUCCUCUUCUCCAUUUAUUCAGGCUUCUUAAGUUCAGAUACAUUUUCCAUCUUUGUUCUUCCUACACUAGCAUCAUGUGGAUUGAUGACUUUUGCAAAAGUAAGCUCCAUGUCUUGAUUUGUUAUCAUAUCUAGAAGUCACAUUCACCCAUUAACACCACCUGAUCAUAAUGAUGGCAGAGGCUGCAAAAGUGCCCAUCAGUAUGAAGUAAUCACCUGAACUCAUAUAUUGCAAAUAAUCCUACUUCCGGUUUGGUCUAAAAUCCUUUUUGUGGUUGUUUUAAAAAGCCUGCUUACCACAGCAGCUAAAAUUGUCAAGUCAGAGGAGGGUUUUUUUUUUUUUUUUUGUCCUCUAGUGUUGGUAAUACCAUUACACAGCUUGUCAGAGGUGAUAAAGUUGUAACCCCGGGACCUGAACUUCUUUGUUUUAAAGUUCAGGGACAAGGCUGACUAUGUUCCUCACACUUCUACAAUGGGGUGCCAUGGUUAAGCUUUGACAUUUUGCCUCAUUGGAUUUCCACAUUCUGUGUUUUUUUAUUUAAAAAAAUAAAUAAUAAUAAAUCAUUUUUCUAGGCUCGUU
Messenger RNA from Labrus mixtus (cuckoo wrasse), 2610 nucleotides. RefSeq names its product wingless-type MMTV integration site family, member 10a (gene wnt10a). Gene Ontology annotation, biological process: canonical Wnt signaling pathway; cell fate commitment; multicellular organism development. The coding region runs from base 412 to 1785 and encodes 457 amino acids. Gene Ontology annotation, molecular function: cytokine activity; zinc ion binding; metallocarboxypeptidase activity. NCBI's taxonomy places the organism in Eukaryota, Metazoa, Chordata, Actinopteri, Labriformes, Labridae. The transcript has 7 exons. The record is from RefSeq and is a predicted model, not a curated record. Gene Ontology annotation, cellular component: extracellular region.